AUGCAGCUGCAGUUCAAGAGCUGGAUGUUGGCUCUGCUCACCCUGCUUGUCGUCUUUCUCAUCUUCGCGGAUAUUUCGGAGGUCGAAGAAGAAAUCGGGAAUUCUGGAGGCAGAGGUACAAUCAGAUCAGCUGUGAACAGCUUACAUAGCAAAUCUAAUAGAGCUGAAGUCGUAAUAAAUGGCUCUUCAUCUCCAGCUGUUGUUGACAGAAGUAAUGAAACCGCAAAGCACAACAUUAAGCCAGCCCCAUCCACAUGGAGGCACAACCAGACCCUGUCUUUGAAGAUCAGGAAGCAAAUCUUAAAGUUCCUAGAUGCUGAAAAAGACAUAUCAGUGCUCAAGGGGACCCUGAAGCCUGGGGACAUCAUUCACUACAUCUUUGACCGAGCCAGCACCAUGAAUGUGUCACAGAACCUGUAUGAACUCCUGCCUAGAACUUCUCCCCUAAAGAACAAGCACUUCAGGACCUGUGCCAUUGUGGGCAACUCCGGGAUUCUGCUGAACAGUGGCUGUGGGCGCGAGAUAGACACUCACAGCUUUGUUAUAAGAUGCAACCUGGCACCUGUCCAGGAGUACGCCCAGGAUGUGGGGGUCAAGACAGACCUGGUGACCAUGAACCCCUCUGUCAUCCAGAGGGCCUUUGAGGACUUGGUCAAUGAGACCUGGAGGGAAAAACUUCUUCAACGCUUGCACAGCCUCAAUGGUAGCAUCCUGUGGAUUCCCGCUUUUAUGGCCAAAGGUGGCAAAGAGAGGGUAGAGUGGGUGAAUGAACUCAUCCUGAAGCACCACGUCAACGUGCGCACGGCCUACCCUUCCUUGCGCUUGCUACAUGCUGUCCGGGGGUACUGGCUGACAAACAAAGUACACAUCAAAAGACCCACCACAGGACUACUGAUGUAUACUCUGGCCACACGCUUUUGUAACACCAUCUACCUCUACGGCUUUUGGCCCUUUCCUCGAGAUCAGAAUCAGAACCCUGUCAAGUAUCACUAUUAUGACAGCCUUAAAUAUGGCUAUACAUCCCAGGCCAGCCCCCAUACCAUGCCCUUGGAGUUUAAAGCCCUAAAGACCUUGCACCAACAAGGGGCAUUGAAACUGACCGUCGGUGAGUGUGAUGGAGCCACGUAAAACAGGGGCCAAAGAGGAUUCCGUGGCUCACGUUUCCUGCAGGCUACACCACGGGCAGAUGGGGGUCGGGAGGCAAAAACAAUAGGACGAGCAGAGGCUAGUGGUUUUCUUUGUUAAAGUGUUAAACAGUGACAAGAAUAUAUAUACCUGCAUAUAUAUAUUGACCUGAGUAUUAUAACUGUGUGGUGUUCAUCCAGAGUACGGCAGACAAGUUACAGGAAGAAGGUGCUGAGGACUCACCCGAUCUGGAGACACCAUCUCUGGGAGUGAGAGGAUGGGACUCAAGAGGAAAUCAGUUCCAGCAGUGGAUAUGUGAUCGUCUCCUGGGUUAAAGGAUUCUGGGGGCUGAUGGAUGAUGGUUAUGCCAUUUGUUUUCAGCUGCUCUGAGCCUCUGAGAAAAGUGGAUUCUGGGGGACCCAGAACCCAGAGGUCGGCAGCUGGGAUCAGUGUUAAAAAUGAUACUGUUCAAGAAGCAGGGGAGGGAUAGGGGCACAACAGAAAGGUGGCGCAAGAAAUCAAGAAGCACAGGCUAGGGGCAUGUUAGUGGAUGGCUUUGGUGGAUUCACUGUAGGUGAAUUGCCCAAUAGACGAGCCCAUGGCCCCUCAAUGUGUCCCAGAUGGGACACUGAAACCAGCAAUGGACUUUGGCUUUCUAGCUUACAGAAACCAUGAUGCCAGCAUGAACACCACUGCUGGCUGAAGCAGAGGAAAAAAAAGAUAAUACUGAAAGUACUCUGGUCAUUCAAACCAGAUCAACUCAUGUUUACAAAAAAAAUCAAAAAUCAUCUGAGGUGAUCAGAACCACACUUGGGGCAAAGACAGAAGAGUGUCAAACAAUGCUUAGCCUUUUCUAAAUGUCCUUUCGAAUGGCAAAGAGAAAGAAGCCCUGGGAUUUGGGGGAGGGUUUAUUACAGACCUACAAAUGGCAUUGAGGGAAAGGGAGAGAAUAUUAUAAUCUGACCUCAUACUAGUCACCUUUUAAGUCUCUUUCUUGCUCCCCAAAGGGUUAAUUCACCUUCCUUCCUGUUAAAAGAUAAGGUCAGGAAUUGGACUGAAAGCUACCACAGCAAUGAAAUCCAAAGCCAAGGCUUGAAAGGGCACUGUCAAGAUAAAUGUCAUCGUGGUAAAAUAUAUAAGAUUGCCUUCCCUCACUGCGCACAAAGCCCCAGAGUGUGAAACCUGAAAGAAUCUUAGACAUCCAGUUUCACUUCCCAGCGCCAACACUGUGUUCUGCAGCUCGCUCUGUGUGGUCAAAGUAGCCGGCCCGCUCAGUUUCAAUGUCACUUUCUUGUCAGUUUCCUGUCCUGAUUGUCCAGUGGUAUAUAGCUUGGCUCUCUUGUUUAGCUUUCUGACUCUGCAAGGAGAGGUUUAA
Molecule: messenger RNA, 2500 nt
Organism: Gracilinanus agilis (Agile Gracile Mouse Opossum)
Lineage: Eukaryota; Metazoa; Chordata; Mammalia; Didelphimorphia; Didelphidae
Gene: ST8SIA2
Product: ST8 alpha-N-acetyl-neuraminide alpha-2,8-sialyltransferase 2
Exons: 6
Coding region: 1-1128 (375 amino acids)
Biological process (GO): oligosaccharide metabolic process; N-glycan processing
Molecular function (GO): alpha-N-acetylneuraminate alpha-2,8-sialyltransferase activity
Source: RefSeq, a predicted model, not a curated record